Triplophysa rosa is the source of this 3322-nucleotide messenger RNA. RefSeq names its product arylamine N-acetyltransferase, pineal gland isozyme NAT-3-like. The record is from RefSeq and is a predicted model, not a curated record. Gene Ontology annotation, molecular function: acetyltransferase activity. The coding region runs from base 310 to 1161 and encodes 283 amino acids. Lineage: Eukaryota; Metazoa; Chordata; Actinopteri; Cypriniformes; Nemacheilidae. The transcript is spliced from 2 exons.
CUUGACUGUUUUUAAAACUGCAUAUUUAAUUUGUCAUUUUAAUAUGUGUUCAGUAUAGUUUAUUGUCGAUUGAAGACAUUGCACCCGGUUAAGAUGAAUUUUAUGAAGGCGUAACGUCAUGAGAGAGUUUCGACCCUUGAACUUCCUGAAACUUGUGAAGCAGCGAUACAGCCUGCGAGAUAAAACUUGCAUGUUCUUGAAAGGUUGUUGACAUUUCAGCCUUUUUUUAUUUCGACUGCUCCUAUUUGUGUUUUGCAGUUUUUUAAUUAGUGGCUUUGUUUUGAAACUAACGGAGGUCUUAGUAAAACAAUGGAUGUUCAAAAGUAUUUGGCACGUAUCGGCUGUUCGGGUCCAUGUCCUCCGACAUUGGACACAUUGCGGUACGUUCACCUCAAUCAUUUAUCGACAGUUCCCUUUGAAAACCUCACUAUUCAUAUCGGAGAACGGGUCAGGCUUGAACUGCCACAUCUUUAUGAAAAAAUCGUGUCCAUGCGCCGUGGAGGAUUCUGCUUUGAAAUGAAUGGACUCUUUUCUUGGCUGUUGUCUCAGUUGGGCUUUGUCGUGACUAUUCUCUCCGGACAGGUGAGGAAUCGGUUCACCGGUGCUUACGGACCUCCCUUUGACCAUUUUAUUAUAAUGGUGAAGCUGGAUGGGCAUAGAUGGCUCUGUGACGUAGGGUUUGGUUCAGGAUUCCAGCUUCCUCUGUCUCUUGAGACAGAUAGUCCCCAAGUACAGAGCCAUGGGGUGUAUCGCCUUAGAACUCAGGGAAAAAUGGUUUUCAUGGAAAUGAACUCUGAGACUGAGGUACCAGUGAGUGCAGAAGGCUUUUGUUGGAAGGAAGUGUACAAAUUUACUCUGGAACCCCGUGAAAGAGAUGAUUUCAAAGCCAUGUGUGAAUACCAUCAGACUUCUGCAAGCUCACUUUUCUUCUGCAAGUCUCUCUGUUCACUCUUAUUGCCCACGGGAAGAAUCACAAUCAUGGGCCGCAAGUUGACUGUGACCAGCCUGGCCUCAAAGGACCAACGGAACACUACAAAAACCACCGAAGAACUUUCAGAUGAAGAGAUCACUGAGAUUCUGGGGGAGAAGUUUGGAAUUGUUCUUCCAUCUCCGCUCACUCCAAAAGAUGUUGAAAUCAUGCCACCACCAGCUAUUUAUUAACAAAUUGACAUUUAAAUACGUGAUAAGAGCAAGGAAAUGUUUGAAUCAAAUUUUUGUUACGUAUGAAAUGAAUCUGCACUGUAUCUCUAACUCAUUAUUUAUCAUAUUGUUCGUUUUAUGCUGUUAAAUUGUUUGAUUUUAUACUGUUGUGCUGUUUUAUUAUUUACACUAAAGAUAAAUACAUAUAUGUAUAUGAGAGGGUUUUCUCCAUGGCUGGACUAAAUAAAACCAAAACCAGGAACAGCUUGGCACUGGAUGGAACUCUGUCAUCCAUCAUGACAGUGAAAAUGGCUGGCCUGGAACCACAGUGUUUCAAGUGGGAGCCAGCAACCCCUGUGCUGAAGGCCUCAAAACAUGCUACCAACACCUACAAUAAACAACACUAACCAUUAUCUCUCUCUCACACACACAAACAUGCACUAAGAAAUGAUGAAAAAUAUUUUUUUAUUUGUACAAAUUUAUGUCACAUUUUUCAGAUCAGACCCCCGUCCCCACCCAAACCCCCGCCGCCACCAAAAUCUCACUCUGAACUCAGUUCAAAACUUGAGAAACCCUGUGUUAUGAAUGAAUGAAUGAAUGAAUGAACAUGUUAGCUUUGCAUGUGUUGCUCCUCCCUUGCCCCUUUGUCUAUAGCUCUUGGUUGGGAGGUAAGAGGUAAGUAAAGUCAAAAUAUAUAAAUAACUGAAAUAUGUUAACUAUAUACUAUUUAUAUAAAUGUGUACUCUGACACGUCUAAUUGUAUGGCCGUUUUUGGCUAUUUAAACCGUUUAUUUAUUUUACACAGUGUAGACAGCGCUUGUUUUAGCCGAGAUGCUAACGAAUAUAAGUUAAUGAUGAAGCUUGGGGGCUAACGUUAAAUGGGUAACGGUAGUAUUAAAUGACAAACAAUGACUUUUAGCCACUUUUAGUGAAUGUAUAGCUCUUUUUUUCUUGUUGUUGUUUGUGUUGAAUGGUUUCCCCACCCAUGUUACAUAAAUUGUCUGUAAUUAAAUAUUUUUAUCAUAUUCAGUUUUGUUUUUAUCCUUUUUCCUCAGAAUUUUCAGUAUUUUACAGUUGAGUAGACAAAAAAGGACACCCAAGGCCAACAGACCCAGCUCCAGCCCAACCUGAUGCUCAUCCUUGCACUGCCUGGGACACCUGAGGCCAACAGGCGCAGCUCCUGUUCUCUUUUUGCCAUAAAUACAUAUCUACUUUAGCAAUACAAAAUUGUGAAAUGCACUAUAGAAAUUAUUUUGACUUUUGAUCCUCACACCACCUGGUAAUAGCAGGAAACCCAUUUGGAGCGAACAGCAUUGUUUUUUUCUUGCUCGCAAGAAUUUGCUUUUUGGCAAAGUACAACUUUACCAUUGGUGUAGGCCUUGCUUUAGAGACUACUUUUUUGCUGGACUUUUUUACAAUUGUACAUUUGUACAAAGUGAAAUAUUUCUGUAUUUGUAUUUAAAGUUAAGGCAAAUUAUUUGGUUAGUUUUGUUAAGAUGUUGUUUUCAUUUAUAACAAUAUCACCAACACAAUAUUAAUUAUACAUUUGAUUUCAUGAAUUUAGAAUUGUACAAUAUUGACUAUUUUGUGAAUAUUUAUUCAAUGUAAAUUGUUGUUGUUUAUUAAUAAACUGUUUGCUUUGUAUUUGCUUUUAGUAUUUCUGCAUAUUAAAAUAUUGUGAAUAGCAAAUAUGAACUGUGAAAUGGUGCCUUGAAGCACCCAAGAUGGUUCCAGACCAUUUUAAUAAGAGGGAUCCCCAAGAAGCCUUGAGGGUUCCUCAGAGAACCGCCUUUCGUGAAGCUGUGUCUUGAGUUUCCCCUGAGGGUUCCGCCAGCAUGGCAAUGUGAAGAACCCCAAAUGGUUCCUCAAAGAACCUUUCAUUUUUACAGUGCAGUAUUAACUGCAGAUCUGUAAUUAACUUUUCCUCUUACAUCUUAUGUAUUUAUAUGCUAUGCAUUUUUUUUCUAUUUUUUGUGUUUGUGCGUGUGUACAGUUGGCAAAUAAAGCUUGUUCUGAUUCUGGUUUAUAGUUAUUAUAGUUAUACAAAGACAAAACGAACAACAGUUCAAGGUGUGUUCUUUUUCUAUUGUUAUGUUUGGCUCUGUCCAUUUUUUUUGGUGUGUGUAUGAUUAUCGGAUGUAAUGUACAGCACUUUGGGCUUGUGGCAGCAGAAAAGUGCUAU